GAACCCCUCCUGUGCCCCCCCCCAAGACACCUCAGUAGUAGUGAGGAGAAGAGCUGCAGCCCUUAGCCACUCCUUCGCCUCCUUCAAUUGGAAGGAGGAGGCCACCUCCCUCCCCGGUCUCAUUGGUAUGCAAGCGACGCAGUGUGUGUAUGUGGAGAGGGGAGAGUAAGAGAGGCAGCAGCCAGUGUGAUGGGCUAGAACAGGAGGAGGAGGAAAGUGAAUGAGAGCUGCUGGAGCUGGCUUGCCUUUCUUUCGUCUGCUGAAGCUGGGUUUACAACCCCGUCACGCUGCACUGACAAGGAGCAGAGUCACGGCCCGAUCACAGCACCACCGACCAGUUACUACUCCACCAGCAAGGAUGACCAGUGACCAAGAUCGCUAGGCUUUCUUCAUCUGCAGAACAGAGGAAACACAGCCUCAUCAAGGCCGCCUUCUCCUUUCAGUUCAUCCCUUGCAAUUCUGGCACCAGCUGCUACUUAACCACAUUUUCCUCCACAUUGUCUCAUCCUUCCAACAACGGGACCACUUAACUCUUACUCCUCCCUAUGCCCUUGUCCUCAGAAGCUCCUCUCACCUCCCUGGCCAGUAUAUGGAUAGAAGCUCCCUGUUUCAGCUCAUACAAGAGCAGUUGGACCCAGAGAACACCGGUUUCAUCCCAGUGGAGAACUUCACCAGCUUGGUGGAGCAUCAUGAGCUGCAGCUGGAUCCAUCCAAACUGGACAUGUUGUUAGCCCUUGUCCAGAGCAAUGAGGAGGGACAGGUGUGCUACCAGGAGCUCAUCGAGCUGAUGAGCAGCAAACGCUCCAGCAGUUUCCGACGAGCCAUAGCCAACGGUCGCCGCACGCUGCAGCGGGAGAUCCUGCUAGACGAGACGGGCCUGGGUCUGUACAAACGUUUUGUCCGCUAUGUGGCCUACGAAAUACUGCCCUGCGAGACAGACCGGCGCUGGUACUUCCAUCAAAACCGCCUGUGUCCUCCUCCGGUCUUCAUCGCCAUUGUCACCAUCGUCCAGAUUAUUGUGUUCAUGUGUUACGGCAUCAUGCUCAACAAGUGGGUUCUGCAGACAUAUCAGCCUGACUUCAUGAAAAGCCCACUGGUUUACCAUCCCGGCCACCGAGCCCAAGUGUGGCGUUUCUUCAGCUACAUGUUCAUGCAUGUUGGUUUGGAGCAGUUAGGAUUCAACGCUUUACUGCAGCUGAUGAUAGGUGUUCCCUUGGAGAUGGUCCAUGGCAUAUUACGGAUUAGUUUGCUUUACAUGGCAGGAGUCCUGGCUGGCUCGCUGACAGUGUCCAUCACAGACAUGCGCGCUCCAGUGGUGGGGGGUUCUGGGGGAGUCUACGCUCUGUGCUCAGCUCAUCUGGCGAAUGUCGUCAUGAACUGGGCUGGGAUGCGCUGUCCGUACAAGCUGCUCCGCAUGAUCCUGGCACUGGUUUGCAUGAGCUCAGAGGUGGGUCGCGCAGUCUGGCUCCGCUUCUCACCGCCGUUGCCCUCGUCAGGUCCGCAGCCCAGCUUCAUGGCUCACCUGUCGGGGGCCGUGGUCGGCAUCAGCAUGGGGCUGUUGAUCCUGCGCAGCUAUGAGGAGAGUCUGCAGAAACAGUGCUCCUGGUGGGUCAUCGUCUUCUCCUUCAUCACCUUCCUCCUCUUUGCCAUCUUUUGGAACAUCUUCGCGUAUGAGCUCCUAGGUGUGCAAAUCCCUCCUCCCCCCUGAUGACGGCCCUGUGCUCAGCACCUCGAAAAUACUCGACCUUUUGCUUCAUCUCAAGUUAGCCCCAUGAAACCAUUCAAACUUAUAAUCCAUCAAGAAUCCUUUUUUAUUGAUCCUUUGCGAAUCAAAGAAAUAUGUCUCUUUUAUUAAAGAGGGGAUUAUCGUAGCAACAAGUACAGGUCAACGUUCCUCAGACCUACUGGAGGAGCAUUUUGUCUUUUUUAUACACAUCAUAUCUCCUCUUCAUUACCAGCACCAGGUCUACUGAUAGCAUUUUUCUUUCAAAUGACUCAUUGGUCAUUUAUUUCAAGUGCAACUUUCAUAUAUAGACCUCAAAUUAGACAGAAUUCAUCACAUGGGUCCAGCUAAAAAGAAAGUCAAAAGGGAGUCAAUGGAUCCGUUCUGGAAAAGCAUGUCAAUGGAAAACACAAAAAGAACUAAUCAAUUUUAAACUUUUUUUUGUCUUCAAUUUUUAACUUCAACUUACAGGACUGUGACUUUUUGCAAAAUUGCUGGCAUACCAAAUUGGAAGAAAAAAAUCACACAUCAAAUAUGGUGCUCUGAGUGAUAUUUUUUAAAACAUCUGUAGGUUAGACAGAAAAAUGGGUUGAAUUUGAUGUGGAUCUUUAAAGUUGAGCAAUUGCCCUGUCAUAUUUACGUUGUAGAGCGCCGGUAUCUGCAUUUUUUCCUGGUUCCGACUCUUGCACUGUGGAUACAGAAACGCACAUGACAUGAAAAUAGGAGAUGAAAAAGAAAGUCAAACGUUGUCGUGAUCCGGUGAAAAGACAACAAAAACAGUCCACCACUUCAGCAGCAAAUGCCAUUUUACAUCCAUUACUGAUGUAAAAUAUGCCAUUUUCUGGAGCUUUCAGCAAGAUGGGAACACCAUCUUCUCCUUUUUUUGUCUUUGAGAAGAAAUGCUGCCUGAGUCUGUUGCUCAACAAGGAAAAACACAGCAGACACUCACACGGACGCCUCUGCCUGUUCCCGCUCUGGCAGACUGACCUUGGGAGAAGGUCGUGGAUGCGUCGGCCCCUGACCUCUGUCCUACAUAUCCUGGAGGGCAUUGGGGUCGUCGUCAGGCCCAGUUGAUACCUCAGUUUCUUGUUCUUAGGGACUGUAUACAUUUGUAAAGGAAUGUACCUAUGAAGAAAAACGUGUUAUUCUGUUGUCUGUUUUUUAUUUGACAGUGAAUAUGUAUAUUAUAUGUUCAUAAAUAAGACUAUAUUUAUUUGUAUUUUUCCCCUGUUGGGGGAAACGAGAAAAAAAUUCAAAUGGUGCAAAAUUUUAUGGUAUGAUUGUCCUUAUGACUCCUAUAUGGCUUUGAAUUAAAAAAAUAAGAGCCAAAAUCUUACAAGUGGAUUCCACUUGAUUUUAUAUAUUUAAAGUCAGUGCUUUAUAAAGUAAGCCAUAGGAAAAGCUAACAGAAGAGGGUAAAACUUGGAGGGAAAAAGAAAAGUAUUUAUUGGGUCAAAAGCCACUGACCAGUAGUUACA
Molecule: messenger RNA, 3201 nt
Organism: Oryzias latipes (Japanese medaka)
Lineage: Eukaryota; Metazoa; Chordata; Actinopteri; Beloniformes; Adrianichthyidae
Gene: rhbdl1
Product: rhomboid, veinlet-like 1 (Drosophila)
Cellular component (GO): membrane
Molecular function (GO): serine-type endopeptidase activity
Source: RefSeq, a predicted model, not a curated record